Messenger RNA from Abrus precatorius (Indian licorice), 2295 nucleotides. RefSeq names its product pentatricopeptide repeat-containing protein At1g71460, chloroplastic. Bases 36 to 2102 code for a protein of 688 amino acids. Lineage: Eukaryota; Viridiplantae; Streptophyta; Magnoliopsida; Fabales; Fabaceae. The transcript has a single exon. Gene Ontology annotation, biological process: RNA modification. Gene Ontology annotation, molecular function: protein binding; RNA binding. The record is from RefSeq and is a predicted model, not a curated record.
UUGGGUGGUGACUGCUAAGUCACUCUGUUUCCACCAUGCAAAACUCUGUUUCAUCUCUCUCACUGGGUUUCCCUCCAAACUCCACACCCAACAUCUUCAAAGUCUUCAACUUUAAACUUUCCUCACAAUCCCCAUCACCCCAAUCCACCCAAUCACCCCCCAAAAUCCAUCACAGAAAUCUUCCCAGAAUCACCACCACCAGCGGGAAACAGAGGAACAAGAACAAAGUGAAACCUUUCGCUGAAAAAGACGCUUUUCCUUGCUCCUUACCCCUUCACACCAAAAACCCAAUUUUCAUUUACAAAGACAUUAAGAGAUUCGCUCGCCAGAACAAGCUCAAAGAGGCUCUCACCAUUUUGGACUACGUGGAUCAACAGGGUAUUCCUGUUAAUGUCACUACCUUCUCUUCCCUCAUUGCUGCUUGCAUCCGCACCAAGUCAUUGCGAAAAGGAAGGGAAAUUCACACCCAUAUUCGAAUCAAUGGGCUUGAAGAUAACACUUUUUUGCGCACAAAACUGGUUCACAUGUACACUUCUUGUGGGUCAUUCGAAGAUGCUAAGAAACUGUUUGAUGAAUUGCCCUGUGAGAGUGUGUAUCCUUGGAAUGCUUUGCUCAGAGGGACUGUGGUUUCGGGUAAGAGAAAGUACAUUGAUGUGCUCAAAACUUUUUCUGAGAUGAGGGCAUUGGGAGUUGAGUUGAAUGUGUAUAGUUUCUCCAGUGUCAUCAAGAGCUUUGCCGGCGCACCGGCGCUUUUCCAAGGAUUGAAGACUCAUGCCCUUUUGAUCAAGAAUGGUUUGCUUGAUAACUACAUUAUCCGGACUAGUUUGAUUGAUAUGUAUUCCAAGUGUGGGAAGAUUAAGCUUGCACGUCGCAUGUUUGAGGAAAUUCCUGAGCGAGAUGUUGUUGUGUGGGGGGCGAUGCUUGCUGGUUUUGCGCACAACAGGUUGCAGGGAAAAGUGUUGGAGUAUGUAAGGUGGAUGGUGGAGGAAGGAGUGGAGCUGAAUUCGGUUAUAGUGACGAUUGUUAUUCCUGUAAUUGGCGAAGUUUGUGCGCGGAGGUUGGGUCAGGAGGUUCAUGCUUAUGUAUUGAAGACAAAAUCAUACUCUAAGCAAGUGCCAAUUCAGUCUGCUUUGAUUGAUAUGUAUUGCAAAUGUGGGGAUAUGAGUUCAGCAAGACGAGUUUUCUAUAGCUCAAGGGAGAGAAAUGUGGUUUGUUGGACAGCUUUGAUGUCGGGUUAUGCUACAAAUGGCAAACUAGAGCAGGCACUAAGGUCCACAAUUUGGAUGCAGCAAGAAGGGUUCAGGCCUGAUGUGGUGACAGUUGCCACUGUUCUUCCAAUUUGUGCUCAGUUGAGGGCUUUGGAUCAAGGGAAGCAGAUUCAUGCUUAUGCUUUGAAACAUUGGUUUCUGCCUAACGUGUCUGUAACUUCGUUGAUGGUAAUGUAUUCUAAGUGCGGUGUGGUUGAGUAUUCUAGAAGAUUAUUUGAUGCUAUGGAGAAAAGGAAUCUGAUUACAUGGACAGCCAUGAUUCAUUCAUAUAUAGAAAAUGGGUAUUUGUAUGAAGCACUUGAUGUGAUAAGGUCAAUGCAAUUGUCAAAGCAUAGGCUAGACUCUGUUGCCAUGGUAAGGAUGUUGAGUGUUUGUGGUCAACUAAAACUCGUAAAGCUUGGGAAGGAGAUUCAUGGGCAGUUCUUGAAAAGGUACUUUGCAUCUGUCCAUUUCGUUUCCGCAGAACUUAUCAAUAUGUAUGGUUCUUUUGGAGACAUUGAUAAGGCAAAGUUGGUUUUUAAUGCCGUUCCAGUUAAAGGUUCUAUGACAUGGACUGCUCUUAUAAGGGCCUACGGAUAUAAUGAAUUGUAUCAAGAUGCAAUUGACCUUUUUAAUCAGAUGAUAUCUUCUCCAAAUCACUUAACUUUUGAAGCUGUUCUAUCUAUAUGUGACAGAGCUGGAUUUGUUGAUGAUGCUUGUAGAAUCUUCAAUUUGAUGCCUAAAUAUAAAGUUGAAGCAUCUAAGAGACACUUUGCCAUUAUGGUCCAACUACUUACACACUCUGGUCAACUGGAGAAAGCUCAGAGAUUUGAACAAAUGAGUUCUUUCUUAUAGAAGAGACAAUGCCAGUUUUCCCUUCAGAAAGAUUUAAAGAUUGUUAAACAUUCCAAAAUACAGACAUGUAACUUUUGGCUCAGAAUCUGUAAGUUGUAAUUUAUUUGUAACUUUACUCCAUACUAAAUAGAAAAACUGUAUUAAAAUUGCAAAAUUGCAUGAAUUCAACAUAAUUGGUUUGAUGGUUUAAUUU